UCUACCCUUCCAUUUUGGUUGGGAGUGGAAGCGUAAGCGUAAGCAGCGAGCAGUAGUGGAAAUGGGAACCCUUGGGAGAGCGAUCUACAGCGUUGGUUUCUGGAUUCGCGAGACUGGACAGGCCAUUGAUCGUCUCGGUUCCCGCCUUCAGGGCGGUUACUUCUUCCAAGAGCAGCUGUCUAGGCAUCGAACUCUGAUGAACAUAUUUGAUAAGGCUCCUGUUGUUGAUAAGGAUGUAUUUGUUGCUCCAAGUGCCUCCGUCAUUGGAGACGUUCAAGUUGGUAGAGGAUCAUCCAUUUGGUAUGGAUGUGUCUUGAGAGGUGAUGUUAACAGCAUCAGAGUUGGAAGUGGAACUAACAUACAGGAUAACUCUCUGGUGCAUGUUGCAAAGUCAAAUUUAAGUGGGAAGGUCUUGCCUACAGUUAUUGGGGACAAUGUCACUGUGGGUCAUAGUGCUGUUUUACACGGUUGUACUGUUGAGGACGAGGCUUUUGUUGGUAUGGGUGCCGUAUUACUUGAUGGAGUAGUUGUUGAGAAAAAUGCCAUGGUUGCUGCUGGAGCCCUUGUGAGGCAGAAUACAAGGAUACCUUCUGGGGAGGUAUGGGCAGGCAAUCCUGCAAAGUUCCUGAGAAAGCUAAGUAAUGAGGAGAUAACAUUCAUCUCCCAGUCAGCCAUCAAUUAUACUAAUCUUGCACAGGUCCAUGCUGCUGAGAAUUCGAAGUCGUAUGAUGAAAUUGAGUUUGAGAAGGUGUUGCGAAAGAAGUAUGCUCGUAAAGAUGAGGAGUAUGACUCUAUGCUGGGUGUUGUUCGCGAGAUCCCACCAGAGCUUAUUCUUCCCGAUAAUGUCUUACCUAAUAAAGCAGAAAAGGCUCUUCAAAAAUGAGAAUCAAUCAUGGCUCUUAACGAUCCUGGAAGCAAUUGUUCCUUGAUAUUUUGAACUCUGUUCUCUAAUUUGGUUAAGGCACAGUAGUGCCAUGUAGAAUCAUUGAUGCCGAUCUUAGUGUUUGUUGUAUCCAGUGCAAGUGAUUUCACAUUUUUUUUUAUCUUGAUUUGUAUGUUGAAAGGCAUUAUUUGUCAACUUGGUUCAUAAGUUCUCGUUGACAUCUUUAUUAAUGAGGACACCUAUCUGUGUUUGUCUCCA
Vigna radiata var. radiata (mung bean) is the source of this 1141-nucleotide messenger RNA. RefSeq names its product gamma carbonic anhydrase 1, mitochondrial. The record is from RefSeq and is a predicted model, not a curated record. Lineage: Eukaryota; Viridiplantae; Streptophyta; Magnoliopsida; Fabales; Fabaceae. The transcript is spliced from 6 exons. Bases 62 to 883 code for a protein of 273 amino acids.